Messenger RNA from Dichomitus squalens LYAD-421 SS1, 1416 nucleotides. Its product is annotated as cystathionine beta-synthase. Bases 51 to 1253 code for a protein of 400 amino acids. Gene Ontology annotation, cellular component: cytoplasm. The transcript has 9 exons. Gene Ontology annotation, molecular function: cystathionine beta-synthase activity; cysteine synthase activity. The record is from RefSeq and is a predicted model, not a curated record. NCBI's taxonomy places the organism in Eukaryota, Fungi, Basidiomycota, Agaricomycetes, Polyporales, Polyporaceae.
AUUUUCUGUCUUCAGACACACUCGAAGAUAUCUGCAGUUCUCGAUCAUACAUGGCGCGUACAUCACAAAUUCUCGAUAACGCUCUCGGUGCCGUCGGGAACACCCCGCUCAUCAGGUUAGACCGGAUUGCCAAGGAAGAGGGGCUGCAGUGCAAUCUCCUCGGAAAGGUUGAAUACACGUCUGCCGGCGGAUCCGUCAAGGACCGUAUUGCGAAGCGCAUGGUGGAAGAGGCUGAGAAGGAGGGCAAGCUCAUUCCCGGACACAGCGUAGUCAUCGAGCCGACCUCUGGCAACACUGGUAUUGGUUUGGCAAUGGCUUGCGCGAUUAAGGGAUACUCGGUGAUCAUCACCUUGCCUAAUAAGAUGUCGUUGGAGAAGGAAGCUGCGUUGCGCGCAUUAGGUGCCGAGGUCGUUCGUACACCAACUGAGGCUGCCUGGGACUCGCCCGAGUCGCAUAUAGGAGUGGCACAGCGCCUGCAACGUGAAAUUCCCGGUGGGAUUAUCCUAGAUCAAUACCGCAACGUCAAUAAUCCUCUUGCUCAUGAGUACACCACCGGCCCGGAGAUCAUAGAGGCUGUCACCUCCACGCCGUCCACCGUUUCGCAGCCGUCUUUAGGGAAGGUCGACGUCCUCGUAGCAGGUGCGGGUACAGGCGGAACGAUCACUGGACUCUCGCGCGCAAUCAAGAAGAAGCACAACAAGGACUGCAUCGUCGUUGGCGUGGAUCCCAAAGGUAGCAUUCUUGCGUACCCAGACGAGCUCAACACCGACAGCGUCGGUGCUCAGUACGUCGUUGAGGGGAUAGGAUACGAUUUCAUCCCAGAUGUCCUUUCACGAGACCCGGCGGACGUGGACGAGUGGCUGAAGACCUCCGACGAUGAGGCGUUCGCUGCCGUCCGCCUCCUCAUGCGCCAUGAAGGUCUCCUUGUUGGAGGAAGCAGUGGAAGCGCGCUUAGCGGGGCUCUGCGCUGGCUCCGGAGCGACAAGGGCCGGGCGAUCGCUCAAACAAAGGGUCUGAACGUCGUCGUCCUUCUCCCCGAUGGCAUUCGUAACUACAUGAGUAAACCCUGGUUCCUGAAGAUGGCGCUCGAAGCCGAGCCGUCUCCGCUCGCUCGCCGGAUCGCUGAGGUGCUCAAGACGUCGGAGAGCAACGUCGAGACGAACGUCGACGGCCUCGCGAACGGCAUUGCAAGUCGCACUACAGCCACGAACCUGGAGAAUUGUCCGAACGCUGCAGAUGAGACGUCACAUUGAGUGUCGAGAGAAGUUCCGACGUAGAAGCGCAGUACACACAUGAUAGACUGUAUCCUUAGACGAAGGCAUGUGUCGUGUCAGACCUUGCCACCCCGCAAGCCUGAUAUGUCUUCAUUCUUUUGAACAUUCAACGCGAUGUUCUAUUUAUUAUCAUGACAUCCUG